Molecule: messenger RNA, 885 nt
Organism: Juglans microcarpa x Juglans regia
Lineage: Eukaryota; Viridiplantae; Streptophyta; Magnoliopsida; Fagales; Juglandaceae
Product: NDR1/HIN1-like protein 12
Exons: 1
Coding region: 160-822 (220 amino acids)
Biological process (GO): defense response to other organism
Source: RefSeq, a predicted model, not a curated record
CAAGUGACCCCAGCUUGCGUGUUUCCCUGUUCAACACUCCCCUCUUAUGCUGCCUAUCCUUUUUGUUUCCCCUCUUCCCUCGACUUUUGAUCAACCUCACCUUUCCGUCUCUCUCUCUCUCUCUCUCUCCUCGCUCAAGCUUUAUAUACAUCAGCUUCCAUGGCAAAAGAGCAGGGUCCAGAAGAAAGCCCCUCAAAUAUGACCCAAGAAAAGCACAGAGGAAAAGGCAUGGCUUCAGGCUUUACCCACAAAGUACCACGACAAGCUCUCUGCACGUUCAUCACUAUCUUUCUCCUCUUACUUGGUGUAACUGCACUCACACUUUGGCUCGUCUACCGCCCCCACAAACCGCAGUUCAAGGUCGUCGGCGCAUCCAUCUACGACUUCAACACAACCGCACCGCCUCUUAUUUCCACCACCAUGCAAUUCACCGUCGUCACAAGAAACCCCAACAAGCGCUUGUCCAUUUACUACGACAGGCUCUCAGCUUUUGUGUCUUAUAAAAACCAAGCCAUCACGCCCCAGGGGAUGUUGCCUCCGCUGUUUCAUGAAAAGCACAGCACAGUGGUGGUGUCUCCAGUGCUGGGCGGCGGGACAGUUCCGGUGUCUGUGGAGGUGGCAAAUGGGUUAAUGAUGGAUGAGGCAUAUGGGGUGGUGGGAUUAAGGUUGGUGCUGAUGGGGAGGCUGAGAUGGAAGGCUGGUCCUAUUAGGACUGGCCAUUAUAGGGUUUAUGUGAAAUGCGACAUCAUGAUGGGAUUGAAGAGAGGUUAUGUGGGUCAGGUGCCCUUGCUUGGAUCUCCUGAAUGCAAAGUAGAUAUAUGAACUUAAUUUGAAGAGUUGUAGUUGUAAUUUCAGCUUUUAUCAUCCUGCUUUAUCUUUAUUCUA